Molecule: messenger RNA, 2805 nt
Organism: Fomitopsis serialis
Lineage: Eukaryota; Fungi; Basidiomycota; Agaricomycetes; Polyporales; Fomitopsidaceae
Product: SNF2 family N-terminal domain-containing protein
Exons: 19
Coding region: 1-2805 (934 amino acids)
Molecular function (GO): hydrolase activity, acting on acid anhydrides, in phosphorus-containing anhydrides; ATP binding; nucleic acid binding
Source: RefSeq, a predicted model, not a curated record
AUGUUCAAGCCGCAGCCGGCAAAUGCGACGAAGAAGAAAAAGGAUUCGGUGGUCAGACUGACCAACAUGAGGGGAUUCGAGUUCGGACGGUUGCCCCAGGACGUCGCAUCUUGGGUAUCAAAACUGCUGGAUCUUGAUAUCGUUGACUUCCGCGGAAGCACGGUCGUCGAUUGCCCUACUACACUCCACUCUGGUGCCGAUCUCAUCCUCUCCCUUUCUAUCUACAUCAAGGCUUCCGCCUUCCGCGCACCGAGCACAUCCGCAGAGGAUCAACAGAAGGAGCGCGUAAUGUUUGACGAAGGAAAAGAAACCGGGGAGGAGCAGAUGCUUCGGGAGCGGAAGCAGGCAUUACUCAAAAUGUUCAAGGUGCUUGACCUCAAGCCUCGGAAAGGAAGUGACUUCACACGGAAACCCCAUGGUAAGCUAGACCAGAUGGACCUGGAAAUGCUCUCGCAGAGACAUGUGGCGAACGAAAAGUCCAAGCCCAAAAAGGAGACCGAACUUGUCGGUGACGGCGAGGAGGUGGAAGUCGAAGAGGAGGGCGAGGAGCUGUCUGACAAUGAGCUUGACCUCAUUUACAAGAGGGCACAGCAGAACGAUCGACAGCUGGGACAGAUGGAGCCAGCCGACACCUUCACUUUGACCCUACGAGGUUACCAGAAGCAGGCACUUAACUGGAUGCAUUCCAUCGAGACAGGCGUCACGUCCGCACGUGAAGAGACUUCAAUGCAUCCUCUAUGGAAGGAAUAUCUAUUCCCACUUGAACCUAAUAACGGAGUCAUCGACUUGACUGCGGAUGACAGAGCGUUCUACUUCAACGAGUAUUCUGGCGAAUUGAGCUUACAGUUCCCGAAGGCGGAAAGGAAGUGUAGAGGAGGUAUCCUUGCGACUAAACAUUACUGUGCUGACUAUACAUCAGUGGGCAUGGGCAAGACUAUCAUGCUUUCUGCCCUGAUGCAAACCUCUCGAGGACCCGAAGACCCCGCCCCGGAUAGCAACGCCAACGCCAGCAAAAAGCGACAGCUCAAGCUCAACAACGCCUUCCGCUCCGUCAAGCACGAUCCAAACACACAACCCGAGCGUGGGCCAGCGGCAACGUUAAUCGUCGCACCAACCUCUCUGCUACUGCAGUGGUCCUCCGAACUGGAAAGAUCGAGUAAGCCAGGGACACUGAAGGUCUUGGUGUGGCAUAGCCAGAACAGGACAGACUUGGAUGCCGCGUUGAGCGGACACAAUCCGGUCGACGUAGUGAUCACCUCUUACGGGACGCUAGUGUCGGAACAUUCUAAGUCGGAACGAUCAAACGGUAGCGGUACUUCGCCGGUCUUCGAAAGUAAGUAUCAUCUGCGUACAGGUGUUGUUCUCGACGAAGCUCACCACUGUAAGUCACGGCAGAGCAAGACCGCCAAAGCAGUAUAUGCUCUUCGUGCGCGACGGCGAUGGGCUGCCACAGGAACGCCUAUCGUCAACAGAUUAGAGGACCUCUACUCGUUACUCAAAUUCUUGGACUUUACGCCGUGGUCAAACUACACUUUCUUCCGCUCGUUUAUCACCUUGCCCUUCCUUGCUCGGGAUCCCAAGGCAGUCGAGGUAGUACAAGUAAUCCUCGAGAGUGUUUUGUUGCGCAGAGAGAAGAACAUGCUCGACACAGAUGGAAAGAAGAUUGUCGAACUUCCUCCGAAAGAGAUUGUCGUGGAGAACUUGGAAUUCUCGCCGCUGGAACGGAAGAUCUACGACUCAUUGUAUACGGAUGCUAAGAAGAACUUCGAUAACCUGAUUGAGAAGGGGCUUGUCAGCAGAAACUACACACACAUCUUGGCCAUGCUUAUGCGGCUACGCCGUGCGGUUCUGCACCCCAAUCUCGUGCUUUCUAGUGACAACGAGGGGAUAAAGGCAUCGAGUGCGGGAGCAGUGGACGUGGAUGCUCUCAUCAAGCAGUUCGACGAGGGCAACAACUCGCCGAGCGACAACAAGGUCUUCGCCGAGGGCGUACUCGCGAACCUAGAGGGAGAAGAAGAGAGGGAGUGUCCAAUAUGUUUCGAUGUCAUGGACACGCCUACUAUCAUACCAAACUGCCUGCACCAGAGCUGCAAGGAUUGCAUCAUCGCAUUCAUCGAGACUUGUCGAGAGAAGGGUGAGGAGGGGCGAUGUCCGACGUGCUCCCGCGGCCCUGUCAAGGAGAGCGAUCUCAUCGAGGUUGUUCGAUCGAAAACGCAAGCUGAAGGCAAAGAGCCGCAAGCAUCGCGUCCAGCGGUCACGUUGCGACGCAACGACUUCCGAUCCUCGACUAAGCUCGAAGCCCUGCUGCAGAAUCUCAAACGCCUGCAAAGCGAAGACUCGUCUUUCCGUGCGGUCGUCUUUUCUCAAUUCACGAGCUUCCUCGACUUGAUACAAACCAUCUUGGAACGAGAGGGUCUGGCAUGGUACCGGUUCGAUGGUACCAUGGAUGUCAAGAAGCGAAACGAUUCCAUCGCGGGCUUCAAGGCUGCUUCUCAGGCUCCGAAAGUUCUGAUUGUGAGCUUGAAAGCAGGAGGCGUCGGUCUCAACUUGACGAACGCCAACCAUGUCUUCAUGAUGGACUGUUGGUGGAAUGCAGCCACUGAGAACCAGGCCAUCGAUCGCGUCCACCGCAUCGGACAGGAGAAACCAGUCUACGUCAAGCACUUCAUCAUCUCGGAUACCAUCGAAGGCCGUAUCUUGCAGAUACAAAAGCGCAAGACUGCCAUCGUGAAGGAAGCAUUCCGCGGCAAAAGAGAGGGGGAUCCGGAAAGUGUUGAGAAUCUCAAGAUCAUGUUUGAUAUCUAG